CAGUCAAGGCUAGUCCCCCAUGUUGUCAUUCUCUAGUGCUGAUUCUUGUCCCAUAUCAAAUCCAAGUGAGCCUCCCCCAUAAUUUUUCGUCCACCCUCUACCAGUUGACAGUACCAAACAGACCCCAAGAAUGGACCCCCCACGACCAGAGCCAAAGCCAACAGUCAUUCUGCCAGGCACCUUCACUGCCUCUCGAAAAUCCAGUGCCACCAGUAUCACCAGUCAAUCAACAGUGCUGUCGAUGGCAGUCCCUGGUCGCACCCAGGGUGACGGUAUGGAGAACACUCCACCAAAACUGGAGACAAGGAAGACAAACCUCCGUGAUACCUUGAUCUAUCACCCAACGAACCUCAACCAGUCCCCCUGCCUGCCCCCCGUGACUCCAACUGGGACCAUCGUCAACCUGACGCCACGAAACAUCACUCAUUCCAAAAAAGAGAAGCUCCUGCACACGUUGAAGUGUAAAGAACCCAAAUUUAUUCCCUACGAGCCGUACAAGGCAGCUGUGAACCCCAUAAUCCCCAUUCAGAAGAAGAAGAGGGGAACGAAGAACAACCUGGACAUCAACGAGAUGGUGGCUCAGGUGUCGAUCCAUAAGUCGAUAGAAAUGGAGAAGAACGAGUUGAAGUUCGAGAAGCCACAGAGCAAGGAGGAGAUCGAGCUGAAGGAGUGGGAGCUCGAGAAGAAGUCCUACGAACAAGAGCUCAAGAAUCUCAGGGACGAGAACGCCCAGUUGGAGAAUCAGCUCAAGUUCCAGGCACAGGUGAAUGGGGAACUGAAGAAUCUGUUGGUGGCAGCUGUUGGCGAGGACCUGCAGACACGUGUGCACCUUCUCACUGAGGAUAAAUUACAGCUGGCGAGAGCUCUGUUGAAUUCUGCCCAGCAUUUGAGCACUCAUCAGGAGCAGACGGAGUGGUUGGCUGGUCAGUGCGAAGUUUGGAGAAGCAAGUUUUUGGCUAGCAGUCUCAUGGUGGAGGAACUUGCUAGGUGGAAGGCUGGUUUAUCUCAGCGAACGACGGAUUUGCAGGAGAGUAUCAAACGUCUCCUCGAGGAGAGGAGCAAAGUGAGAGAGACCGCGUUGAGGACAUACAAGACCCUUUGCAUUCUAAGAGAGAAUUUCGACCCAGUGGGGACGAUGACAUUUAGGAGGCAUGAGCUUCCCAGCUCCAACAUAAUCGACCUCGCUGAUGGGUGCUGUCACGUUGCUGAAAUCCUCAAGGUGCAGCUACUCAGUGGAGUUGAUAACAGCAAGCUGAGGAAAGAGGUGGGGAUCACAGGUCUAGAAAUGACGACUCCUGGGGAGAAGAAGGCAGAGCAACUGUUGAUGAACCCCAAUCUGAUGAUGACAAGGGCUGAUGUGGCUUGCAGUGCGGUGAUGGGUGCUGCUGUAGCUGUUGGUGGUCAAAUGUUCAUGGCGAAGGGGCCUGAGGCCAUGGCUUGCUGCCCCCAUUGCAGUGGCGAAGUGAAGCAAGUAUGAUGGUGGGCUGCGACCUGAGGGGACUGUACAUUCCACUUCAUAAUGCAACGGAGGGACUCAGGGAGGAUUAGGAAUUGAUAAGUCCUCUGAUUUAUUGUCACUGUGUGUUCAUGAAGGUAGCUAGAAACUGGUCUCAAUAUUUUUUGAUACUGGUAAUAAAGUGGGAGUAGUUGGUGAUGACGGGGCUGUCGUCGCUAUUUUUUUCAUCUGGAAAACAAUUUUUUGAGGCUUGAGGAUUUUUCGGAAAGCUCAAUUUUUUAAGCUCUGUUAAUUGGGUGAGUUACUUUGUGGUCGUUGAGUCUUAUCACACGUUGAGCGUUCCAACUGGAUUUCGUAGAGAGCACGAUAACAGUGAAUUCCUUCAGUGCAUCCUGGAACAGGCCAUCCAGUACCUCAGCGUCCUGAUCCAAUUCCUCGAUGAUAAUUAUCUGGAAAAUUAUAAAAUUAUGAAGGAAUAAAUUAUAUUUUUGAAUAAUU
Messenger RNA from Diachasmimorpha longicaudata, 1954 nucleotides. RefSeq names its product golgin-45. The record is from RefSeq and is a predicted model, not a curated record. The transcript has 3 exons. Lineage: Eukaryota; Metazoa; Arthropoda; Insecta; Hymenoptera; Braconidae. Bases 131 to 1477 code for a protein of 448 amino acids. Gene Ontology annotation, biological process: Golgi organization; Golgi to plasma membrane protein transport. Gene Ontology annotation, cellular component: Golgi membrane.